Molecule: messenger RNA, 689 nt
Organism: Lactuca sativa (garden lettuce)
Lineage: Eukaryota; Viridiplantae; Streptophyta; Magnoliopsida; Asterales; Asteraceae
Product: dihydroneopterin aldolase 2
Biological process (GO): folic acid-containing compound metabolic process
Cellular component (GO): cytoplasm
Molecular function (GO): dihydroneopterin aldolase activity
Source: RefSeq, a predicted model, not a curated record
AAUAAUAAAAAACAAAUACACAGGGACCAUUAUGUAGUUUAACCCUUUGUUUCCUUGUUCAGUUGUUUUCCCAGCCGCAUAAUUAAAUCGCCGUCCUCAUCCAUCUUCUCCGUGAACGGAAUCUUCCAUCGCCGCCGUCCAUCUUCCCUGAGCAAGCCAGAUCCAGUUAUACCCAAAAAAAGAUCGAGAAAAAUGACAUCAACUGAGGGAGACAAAUUGUUACUAAGGGGUUUAAUGUUUCAUGGGUAUCAUGGUGUUCAUCAAGAGGAAAAGAAACUCGGGCAGAAGUUCAUAAUAGAUAUAGACGCUUGGAUGGAUCUUCGGGCACCCGGGCAGUCUGACAACAUGUCUGAUACAGUCAGUUAUACAGACAUCUAUAGGAUUGCAAAACAUAUUGUGGAAGGUCCUUCUCAGAACCUUCUAGAAUCAGUGGCACAACUGAUUGCAACAACAACCUUAAACAAUCUUUCUCGGAUUACGGCUGUUCGUGUGGUGGUUAAAAAGCCGCAUGUUGCUGUUCCUGGUCCUCUUGAUUAUUUAGGUGUUGAGAUUAUGAGAUAUAGAACCAUUGAUAUGCCUCUUUAAGAAUUAAGACUCCUUUUUAAUCUUCCUAUUAUGAACAUAAACUUUGAUGUUCUUUUUUUUGUUUAUGUAAUAUCAGAAUGAAAUAAAUGUUUUUUUUUUUUUUU